This is a messenger RNA of Macrosiphum euphorbiae (potato aphid), 567 nucleotides long. Lineage: Eukaryota; Metazoa; Arthropoda; Insecta; Hemiptera; Aphididae. The record is from the annotation of a GenBank genome assembly.
AUGAUGUUCCAGCGGAUCGCAGCUCUUCUGAUCGUCGGAGCCGGCGCGUCAACCGCGUUCGUCCACUCCACCAACCAGCAGUCCAACCAUCAGUCCAACCAUAAAUCGGAAUCUAGUUACAGCAGCAGUUCGUCACGUACUGGUGGUCAUUCAUAUAGUUACGUCAGCCAGUCAGCCCACGGCCCAGGUUAUAGUUACAGUUACAGUCACUCCGAUGGCGGAUCACCAUUGUUCUUACCUGAAUACGCUUCUGGAUAUCAUUCAUACACACCUCUAUUCAUUCCAUCAAUCGAUUUUGAUCUAGACUUUGAUUUGGAUGAUGACCUAGAUACUGAUAUAGAUUUCUAUAUUGAUACAGACUUGGAUUUAGACAUAGAUUUGGAUUUUCCGGGCAUUGAAUACGGACUCGGUUACAUUGGAAAGUACGGACACUGGUAUAGAAAACCAAAAUACGGAAUUUCCAAGUUGUACCACAGUAUCGAUCUAGAUUUAUUGAAUUAUGGAGGAAAUUACGGAUACGAUCAUUUAGGACCUUCACAUUAUGGAUCACUUAAUUUUUUCAAAUAA